This is a messenger RNA of Aspergillus udagawae, 1416 nucleotides long. RefSeq names its product glycine hydroxymethyltransferase SHM2. Gene Ontology annotation, cellular component: cytoplasm. Gene Ontology annotation, biological process: tetrahydrofolate interconversion; L-serine catabolic process; folic acid metabolic process. Gene Ontology annotation, molecular function: serine binding; pyridoxal phosphate binding; cobalt ion binding. The transcript has 4 exons. The record is from RefSeq and is a predicted model, not a curated record. Lineage: Eukaryota; Fungi; Ascomycota; Eurotiomycetes; Eurotiales; Aspergillaceae. The coding region runs from base 1 to 1416 and encodes 471 amino acids.
AUGGCCACCUACGCUUUGUCGCAGUCUCACCGCGAGCAAAUGGAGAAGUCUCUGGUCGACUCCGACCCUGAGAUUGCUCAGAUCAUGGAAAAAGAGAUCAAGCGUCAGCGCGAGUCCAUCCUCCUGAUUGCCUCUGAGAACGUCACUUCCCGUGCCGUUUUCGAUGCUCUCGGCUCUCCCAUGUGCAACAAGUACUCUGAGGGUUACCCCGGUGCUCGUUACUACGGUGGUAACCAGCACAUUGAUGCCAUUGAGCUCACCUGCCAGGCUCGUGCCCUGAAGGCUUUCAACCUCGACCCCGAGAAGUGGGGUGUCAACGUUCAGUGCCUCAGCGGUAGCCCUGCCAACCUGGAGGUCUACCAGGCUCUCAUGCGCCCCCAUGAACGUCUCAUGGGUCUGGAUCUUCCCCACGGAGGUCACCUGAGUCACGGUUACCAGACUCCUUCCAAGAAGAUCUCCGCUGUUUCUACCUACUUUGAGACAUUCCCCUACCGCGUCAACAUUGAGACCGGCAUCAUUGACUACGAUACCCUCGAGGCCAACGCUGAGCUCUACCGUCCCAAGUGCUUGGUCGCUGGUACUUCUGCCUACUGCCGUCUCAUUGACUACGCCCGUAUGCGCAAGAUUGCCGACAAGGUUGGCGCCUACCUGAUCGUCGACAUGGCUCACAUCUCCGGUCUUAUUGCCGCCGGUGUCAUUCCUUCUCCCUUCGAGUACGCCGAUGUUGUUACCACCACCACCCACAAGUCUCUCCGUGGUCCCCGUGGUGCCAUGAUCUUCUUCCGCAAGGGCGUGCGCAGCACUGACCCCAAGACCGGCAAGGACAUCAUGUAUGAUCUUGAGGGUCCUAUCAACUUCUCCGUCUUCCCUGGUCACCAGGGUGGUCCCCACAACCACACCAUCACUGCUCUGGCUGUUGCCCUCAAGCAGGCCGCCACUCCUGAGUUCCGUCAGUACCAGGAGCAGGUUAUCAAGAACGCCAAGGCUCUUGAGGUCGAGUUCAAGGCUCUCGGCCACAAGCUCGUCUCUGACGGUACCGACAGCCACAUGGUCCUGCUGGACCUCCGCGCCAAGGGUCUUGAUGGUGCUCGUGUCGAGGCUGUCCUCGAGCAGAUCAACAUUGCCUGCAACAAGAACUCCAUUCCUGGUGAUAAGUCUGCUCUGACUCCCUGCGGUAUCCGUAUCGGUACUCCCGCUAUGACCAGCCGUGGUAUGGGCGAGGAGGACUUCAAGCGCGUCGCUCGCUACAUCGACCAGGUCAUCAACCUUUGCAAGAGCAUCCAGACUGACCUGCCCAAGGAGGCCAACAAGCUCAAGGACUUCAAGGUCAAGGUUGCCUCCGACUCUGUUCCCGAGAUCCUCGCUCUCCGCAAGGAGGUCGCCGAGUGGGCCAGCACCUUCCCUCUGCCUGUUUAA